AUGACUCGUCCGUCUUCUCCAGUCAUCACAUUGAUUAUCUUGCUAAGUUUUGUUAUUAUAACGAAUGUUGAUUGUCGAGCUAGUGGUCAUGGUCGUGGAAGAGCUGGACGUUUUCGAAUUUCAAAUAUAGUGAAAAAUCGACAUCAUUAUAAUAAUAUUAAUCGGCAAUCAUCCAUUUUACAUAAAUCAAAUAAUCGUAAUUUAAUUCGUGGUACAGUUACAGGGGGUGCAACUAUAUUAGUUGGCUCAUUAGCUUUACGAUCAUAUGUGUCCAAUUAUAAGAAAAUAUCUAAUCAAUCUGAUCUUAUACUUACUAAUGGUACAGGAAAUGUAUGUGUAAAUAGAGAAAAUAUUUCUAAUUUUGUUUUCAAUGAAUUUCAUUGUCCAUUAUCACCUAUAUUUACAACCAAUGAUCGGUAUUGCUGUGGCUCAUUUCAACAACAAUAUUGUUGUUCCUUCUGGGAAAGUCAUAGACAAGUAACUGGUACUGUUAUUGGCAUUAUCGCAGCAUGUAGUCUUCUUCUCGUAUUUAUUAUCUGUUUUAUCAUUUAUUAUCGACGUCAAAUAAAACAAAAAGUAUUAGUGAUAUUAUCAUUAGUUGAAGGAAAAGGGUUUAGCAGUUCACGAGGUGGAGGUAUUAAGGGUUCAAAAGGAUCAGGAGUAUUUGGAGGAUCGUCAAGUAAUAUUCGACCAAAUAAUUAUAAUACUAUGAACAAACCAAGUAGUUUUAGAAAAAAUGCAAUGGGUUUUGCUGCUGGAGCUGCUGGUGGUAUUGCAGCAUAUUCAAUAAUGAGAUCGAUGUCUGGAUCAUAUCGAUCCCGACCUGGUGGUUAUUAUGAGCCAGGCUAUGGAGGUGGAGAUACUUGUGUAAACAAUGAAGAUAUGAAUGGCACAAGCUUUGGAUCAUUUCGUUGUCCACUCAAUGGAUUUCCAUAUGAAGCAAAAUAUUGUUGUGGUGAAUAUGGAAAACAAUAUUGUUGCGUACGCGAGAAAAAUCGUUUUCUUCGUAAUAGUGCUCAUUUUGGAUGGAUAGUUCUAAUUCUCGUCGUUCUUUUUAUUGUUAUUUUAUUAGUAGCUCGACGUCGUCGACAACGACAAAAAGAAAUGAUGAUGAUACCAACAGAACCACCAAUGCAUGAACAAAAUAAGCCACCACCUUUUUAUCAUCCACCACCGCCGCCAAUGGGUUAUCCAGCACCACCACAAUAUCCAGCUGCAAAUCCAUAUGCAGUUCCACCACAGAACUAUUCGGAAAAUUUUAAUCCAUAUGCACAGCAAUCUCAUAUGCCAUAUCCACCUCAACAACAACCAUAUCAUUCCCAAUAA
Adineta steineri is the source of this 1326-nucleotide messenger RNA. NCBI's taxonomy places the organism in Eukaryota, Metazoa, Rotifera, Eurotatoria, Adinetida, Adinetidae. The record is from the annotation of a GenBank genome assembly.